Messenger RNA from Silurus meridionalis, 8464 nucleotides. Its product is annotated as astrocytic phosphoprotein PEA-15. The transcript has 4 exons. Gene Ontology annotation, molecular function: protein binding. Bases 303 to 695 code for a protein of 130 amino acids. The record is from RefSeq and is a predicted model, not a curated record. NCBI's taxonomy places the organism in Eukaryota, Metazoa, Chordata, Actinopteri, Siluriformes, Siluridae. Gene Ontology annotation, biological process: regulation of apoptotic process; MAPK cascade.
GAGAGAGAGAGAGAGAGAGAGACAUACACACACACACACACACACACACACACACCCUCCAGAGAGAGGCGGUUUUCAUUCGGAAACCGGCGGGACCGUGAAUGCACGCGCGCGGACGCAGUAACUUCGCCGGGCCGGAAAAAAAACCCGCACCGAUAUAUUUUCGCUUGUUACGGCUUCUAUUAAUUAUCUGGACUUUGGCACUUGCCGAUCAUUCACAGCUUCACCCUACAGUUUCAGCAAAGACCUGAGAGCAGAGCUUCCAUCCCGAUCCAGCUCCUCUCAGUGCUCCAGCCGGAAUCAUGUCAGAAUACAGCUCUUUUCUGAGCGACCUGUGCGAGAACAUCACUAACGAGGAUCUGGAGCAGCUGAAGUCGGCCUGCAAGGAGGAUAUCCCUGAAGACCAGAGCAACUCCAUUACAUCCUCUAAAGAGUGGUUCAGUUACCUGGAAAAAAAUGAUAAACUAGCUCAGGAUAAUCUCUCCUAUAUUGAGCACAUCUUUGAGAUCUCACGGCGGCCCGAUCUUUUGACCCGGGUCAUCGAGUACCGCACGACAGUGCUCAAGAUCUCAGAGGACGAUGAAAUUGACACCAAACUCACACGAAUCCCAUCGGCAAAGAAGUACAAAGAUAUCAUUCGCCAGCCUUCAGAAGACGAGAUAAUCAAGCUGGCCCCUCCCCCCAAGAAAGUCUGAGGUUGAAGUUUGUGACCUUUCCUUUUUUUUUGUCCAUGGCACUCCACUUUGUCAAAACGUCUUCAGCGCCCACCUUUAAACCACGCCUUGUCCCACUCACUCACCACAAGCCGCCACCCAAACCGCUAAACAGCCAAUUGGAAUUGACGAACAUGUCAAAGCAACAUUCAGAACCCUGGAGGCUCAAGAAGUAUAGAAAUUCGGAAGAAGGUGAAAGAAGAAGUAAGAGAACGAAAGAUGGAAUGGACCAGUAGUUAGUGUUUGCCAUGAGUGUCUUCGAGAUUGUGUUUCCCUGCUAUGGGAAAUUGUUGUCAGUGAGUAUGUAAGCUCAUGUGAUAUAGAAGCGAAUGUGAGUGUGAGUGCAAUGGAAUUGUUGAAUGCAACAGUGUAGUCCAAGCAACCCGUGUAACUGAGUCCUCUUCAGAUAUCUUAUAUGGUGAUCAAUCUUCCAGCCUGUUUCUUUUACUCAAUGCUACACUGAGUAGUAGUAUAAGUGCAGUUCACUUGGCUGUAGAGUCCCUUUAAAACUCACAUGUUUAAAACUCACCUGCAAAAAAUGUCUCAUCAUAAUGGAGUGAAAUUUGAUAGAAAUCAUUUGAUAGUCGCAAAGGCAACAUUUGCCUUAAAUAGAGACACAAUAUAAUGUGCACAUGAUUAGAUCUGUUCAAGUGUAAAUUAUUUUUAGGAUUUCUUCUGUUUAUUUAUCCUAAGCAUUGUAAUGAAUCCAUUUAUGACAUAUCAUAAAUAGAUUAUACAUUGAAUAUCGAACAUAUCAUGACGGUCAUGUUUCCCAGAGUGUGUUUCCUCGACAUUAAUAAGAAUGCCCAUCUUAAACAAGUACUUCAUUAGCACAUGUGUAUUGGGAUUUUUGGUUUAAAUACCUCUGACAUAAACAGUGUUUGUGACCGGGGAUUAAACAAUGAUCGAAAACACAUCAUUCCAUGUGAUCUUUAUUGGCUUUUGUGCUCAUAAAAUGACAACUUUUGCACAAGCACAGGGCUUGUUAGGGAAUCGUAUAAUGUUGAGUGUGUAUAUUCUUUCAAAUCAUAGACUGUGAAUGAGUUAUUUGUUCUAUAUAUUUAUAUUUAAAAAGUCAUAUGAUGUAUAAUUAGAAAUCUAAAAAAAAAUUAUUACAUUAUGAUGACAUUAGCAUUACAGUUAACAAUGGGAUUAUUCAUUAUUAUAUAAUUUGUAUCACAAGCACUGACUACAGUUGGGGUAACAGGGGUGAACAAAUCACAAAAUUAUUAGCUGGUCCCCCAGAAUAGUGGAAGCGCUAAUGUGGCCAGGAAAUGUUGGUUUUGGUUGACUGUAAAUUGGCUAAAAUCCUGUGAAUAGGUUAAAAAGUGGUAACAUAAUGUAAAAGCAUAUUGUUGAGGAUAUAAAAUAUAACUGUAGCUCCUUAUCCUUUAAUAAGAUUAGCUAAACAUAAAAAUCAAAUGAAGACUGUUUUAUAAAUUCAGAAAUUACUUAAGGUUUUAUUUGCUUGUCUUCUGGGCAACUAAGGAAAAUAAUAAGCAAAUAGCUCAGAAAAUCUGCUUGCCCUGGGCUUGUGAUUUGUCCAGCCCUGGUUAACAAUAAGAUAAAUCAUUAACAUCAACUAAAUGAAAUUCCUAACAAAAACAAUAGAGUUUCAACUCUGUUGGUGCUUGGACCCCUAAUAAAUCAUCAGAUUAAAUACAGGAAGCGAAAAUGAGUUGACAUUAUUGCAUUACUGUUCUCUGAUCCAAACCUUCAUCCUCCAAGCCAUCAUAUUAUAUUGCCCAGUUGCAGAAAGACUGUUGAUUUUAAAUACAAUAUUAGCUAGAUCACUGUGUCUCUUUUGCCCAGCCUCAACAGACUGUUGCUUUUGCUAUGCUAAAUACCAGUAUGCAUUCAUAUGACAUCAAGUGCUAGAAUUAUUGACGAGAAAAUAAUGUGUUUUUGUGUGUAUGCGUUGGUGGUGUACUUUUUUACAGCUUGCAUUAAAUGUUAGCACUUGCAGGGUAUGUGUGGUUCCCCAAAAUCCCCCUCUGGACCUAAACUAGGUUUUGUGCAACAACCAAGUUCAAGUUUAUACCGAUCGUGUCCUUUUCUCGUGCCAACAAACCAAGUGUAUUUCGGAUCGGGUUAUUUGUAGUAAACCGUUGUGUUUUGAUUUAGAUUGCUAGCUAUGUUCAUGUGAUAUUGUCUGACAAAUUGUAGGUAUCAUAAGAUGUGGAAGUUUGCCUUUAGAAUUUACCAAUGAGAAUUUCAUCAACUUGAUCCAAAAUAUCUUCAGAGUUGGAUGUUAAUCGGUUAUGCGAUAUUAAGCAUUGUCAAAAGUAGUGUUUUUAUGAAUUACUUUGGGUCAUACUAUUUGUCACAGAGGAGCAAGAGAAAUGUUUAAAUCAUGACUUGAUCCUUUUUCUAACAAAUGCCUGGUAGAUCUUUGACUAUUUGAUAUCGGGUGUUCAUCUAAAAUUUGUGAAGGACCCGUUUCAUAAAGUAAUUAAUUGAUUUGUUUCAAACAUUGCAUUUGGCAGACACCAUUAUCCAUUUACAGUUUUCGCACUUACACAACUGUUUGAGUUAAGGGUUAAGGGCAUUUCACAAAAGCCCAGAAGUGCCAGCUUGGUUGUGCUGAGAUUUAAACUCAUGAACUUUCAGUCUUAACCACUGAACUUAACCACUAGUGGCACAGAUGAGAUACAUACACCCAAAGCAAAAAAUUAAGCAAGUUAAAAAAAUAUUUUUUAAAUCAGAGUGAAUCAACAAUUAGCAAAAAAGUGUGACAACUCGUCUACAUUUAAAUUGACCAAGAAAAUAGCUAUUAAUUUCAGUGUGAGUUUUUCGAUCGUUUUGCUGUUUUCAGCUAUGUUUGUAAGUUUCAGUGUUUGUGACCGUGAUUUUCGAGUUUUUGCUGUUUGUUUCUUCAGUUGGAAAGUUUCAGAAGUCUGAAUCGUUGCACAUUUAAACCAACGUGCAUAACGUGGUGCACUACCAAUAUGUUUAAUGUGAAAGUUCUGCUUAUUUUUUACCCAGUGUGAAAGUAAAUCUAGACUUUUGUCUCAUGGUUUUUGUUGCAGUUUGAUCAUCAUCAUUGACUGCCACAAGCAAAUCAACCCUGUUUUUUGCAAAACAUAUUAAAGUACUCUAAGAAGCGAGGUCAAUUUGAUGAAAAAUUGCAUAUUGCAUACAUUAGACUUGCCCCAACUAUAACUUUUGCAAAUGUACACUGAAUCAUAAUAUUAAACACGGCAUCAGACCAAAAUUAACUGACUUGUCGGUCUGUAGGCAGUUUACAGUAACAGCUUGAAUCAUUGGUCACACUUCUUAGGCUCAGAUUGCACAUACAAAUCCCAGCUUGUACCUGUUACUGUAGCUCUGACUUGCCAAGACUUGAUAAAUUAGCUAGAUAAAAACACUUUCUUUUUUUUGUUUUCAUUUUGUUUUUGGAAAAGUCAUGGGCAGCAUUUCAAUACUAUUUUUAACACACCAUCACCUUCUCCAAACCAGAAUCUCUGCUGCCAUCUUAAAGGAACAGUUCACCAUGUAACACAUCCAGUGUUUAUAUUAAAACAUAUUCUGAAAUAUAUAUUGAAAUUCUUCUUUUAAAAUUGUUUGCUAUUCCUAAGAGCAGUUGUUGGUUGCCCCGCUGAUGAAGGAACUGUCUUUAUUUAAUCGAAGACAAAUAAUGUUAGCAAUGUCAAACAUAAGGGAUGUCAGUCAUCGUUCAAUGUUAGUUCCGAAAGGUAAAAAAACAAUAACAUUAACCAACACUUAAUGUCACAUUAAUAAGAAUUGUGAUGGAGCUACACAAUGCAGUCGUGCUGAGUUCAGCAGUUUCAGAAAAAGUUUUUGAAAGUUGUAUACAACAAACGAGCGUGAAAAGCUUUGACGCUUUGGCAGCUGAUCUGUUUGCACACAGUGUACAAAUGGGAAGAUAAUAGAGCUGGACAGACUGAAAUUUAUGUUGCAUUGCCCCCCUUAGUUAAAGACCAAGUGAGAGCUAAUCUCACUGGAACCACUAUCAGCGGGUAGUCCAGUGGCCCUAUGGGUAAUGUGGGAAACUGUUAAGCCAAGUAAAAAUGAGAGCAGCAUGUCAUGAAGUUUAAAAAAAAAGCUAUGAAUAGUAAGACACUAGUCGUUCGGAGUGAACUUUUUCUUUGAGUCGUUCCAGUAGUGUAUUCGCUCAGUGCCAAGAAGUGUGUUAGAGCAAUAAGACGUUUAUGUUGUGUUAAUGUAGACAAACUACUUAAGAUACACAGUGUAGUAACACAGAAUGACCAUCUUCUACUGGCUAGUUAGGAAGCUAGCUAAUUUACACAGUCAGCAAACCAGCUAGAUUGAGCACCAUAUAUGCGGUAAUAUGAACAAAAUGUAAAAAGGGGGUGAGAAAAGUGCUCUUCAUUCACAUCAGGAUGCCAACAAGGGUGUGUUAAAAACAGUAUUGGAAGACCAAGAAUUAUUUCAUGACUGUAACGGUGAUCAUGUGUUAGUCUUAAGAUGAUACAUAUAUACAAAUCAUUUUAUAUGAAUGCAAAGCUAAAAUCGGUCAGUACUUCACUGAAUAUUUGCCAAGCUCUAUGCAGUUAUUAUGUAGGAUCGGCACUGUGCAUAUUUGUUACAUGCAUUUCUUGGUCAUUCCUCUUCAACAUGCAAGCAAUCUGGAGAUCUUGGUAUGUGUUUAGGCAUAUAAUUGACCAAAAGUUUUGAAAAAAAAAGAUUUUGACACAUCCAGUGUACAAUGGAGAAACAUAAUCAUGUGUCAAAAGCUCCUGUCAUUAAAGUGUCAUUGUCAGAUUGGAUUUCAUGACGUUAACAAACAUAUCGAAAUGAAAAUGCUGCAAAAACUAUGUAAUAGUAAAAAUGAGCCUGACCCUAAUGCCUGACCCACAUUGUGUUUCAUUUUAGCUUUAUUAAAUGAAAUAAAUAAAUAAAUGAAAUAAAUAAAUAAAGGAUUACAGCAUAGAAAAUCUAACACUAUAAUAACCUUUAAAAAAUAUUUUUCAAUUGAUUUACACUUAAAAAAAAAAAAAAAAAGUAUUUUUAUUAAUCAAAAAUUUUUUUUUAAAUGUGGCUUGUAGUUUUACCUUCAGAUGAGUUGUAAAUAUAUAUUGUGAAAUGAUAGCAGUGUGUUUUAUGAUUGAUUUUAUUUAUUUAAUGCAAAUGUAUUUUGGGUUUUCUGUAUUGAAAAUUUGCUUACUAACUGGAAAAUAUGAGAAUGAGUGUGUUUAUUAACCAUCACAGUGAAUCUGACAUGUGUAAUGAGCCUGCUUAUGAUUUCAAUUUAUAUAUAUAUAUAUAUAUAUAUAUAUAUAUAUAUAUAUAUAUAUAUAUAUAUAUAUAUAUAUAUAUAUAUAUUUACAGUAUAUAACAUUUUUAUUUGGGAGUUUUGCCUCAGGAUUCUUUUGCUAUCUGGCAGUAAUGCUUUCUCUUUUGAUACUCCUGAUCUAAUUUAUUAUUUUUGUCCACUGAUUGUUAUAAAGUUUGAAUUUCUUUAAAAAAAACUUUAUAAGACUAUAAGUGGCCACUUGUAGCCAUAAAUCCUGGAUAACAUAUGGCCACUAUAUUUUUCUCGCCAUUUUAGUUCUGAAUCCAUAAAUGUAUUUAGGUUUCUUUUCUGUCUUUUCUGUAAUUUAUCUUGAUAUUUUUUUUACCUUUUAUUUUUUUUUUUUACAGUGACAUUAAAUCACAGUGACGUAGUUGAUCAUUUCUAUUUUUGCUUUGCUAACGUGACAGGAUUAGCACAAGGUGUUGCUUCACAAGCCUUUGACGUGUAAAUAAAUGCUAAAAAAAAAUUGAUAAUAGUCUAGGAAGCUGUAUGGUGGUUACGUAGGUUAAUAACAGGGUACACAUGAAAAACACGGAGAGCUGAUCUGAUGUUGAAGCCUGUACUAACACGACAGUGGUGUUAUAUCAAAUUGUAAAAACUCAAAAAUACUGAUCAGAAAAUGAGCCUUUAACUUUUGCACAUCAAAAAGAGGUCUGAGUGUGUAAAACUCCUGUUUGUGAGUUAGGGACUAUUUCCGGUAUAUGCAUUUUGAAAGCUUGAGUCCUUUAAUGUAGAGAUAGGAGUGACUAACGGAUUUCAUACAACCCUUUGUAGGAGAUCUAGUUCAGUAAGUUGCAUAAGUUUUCACACCCUGUUACAAGAUUUAUUUUUAACCUUUCCAUUUACAAAAACGUCUAAUAUAUGAAGGUGCAAACUAUAUUUUUCUGUAAAUAUAUUUUUUUUACAUAUUUUAGUUGCAUAAAUAUUCAUUCUCAUUGCAUAAGUUAUAGUUAUAUGCAUCUGUUAGUUUUGUACUUUUGAAUUCUGAUAUAUUUGCAAAAUUGUUCAAAUUCUGUCAGUCUGAAUAGUGACCAGAUUGCCCCAGCUUCGUAUUGGGCUUUACCUUAGCCAGUUAACUGUGUUCUGAUUGUUGAUUUUGAAGGCAUUCCAGUGUUGCAGUAUGCAGGUUUCUUUUUUUAAAAUCUCGUUCAGACUAAAACUGAUUUUUUUAGUUGUUAAGUUGUUAAGUAUACCUGAUACUUUUUUAGAACAUUAUACUGGAAUGGUGUCUUCAAUUGCACUAUUACUAGAGAACAGAUUACAUCAGAAUUUAUUUUGCAGUUUCACAGCAACGGGGUGAAUAUUUAUGGAUUCACUUAAUGUAUUGAUUUUUUUACAGUCCUUGUAGUAUUAUGGGAUAUUUUGUGUUGAUUGAGGUAAAGAGCAAACAUGGAAAAAAUAAAUGAGGUGGAGGGAUACUUACCCAAGGCUCUGCAAGUUCACUCGAUUUUUCCUCAGUUGCAAGACAAAUAUUAUAUAAUAUUAUUUUUAGAAGCCAUAUGUAAAAUAUUUCAAGUUAGUCUGCUUAAAGACUCUACAAAAACAAGAUCACGAAUCAUGCUGUAAAUGCAGCAUAUGAAACUAUAUUAAACGUAGGCUGAAGGUACUGCACUGUGUGUGUAUGUGGGUGUGUUUUGUGAGAUUUGAGGUGCUCAGUGCAGUUCUAGGCCCCAUGUGGAUGGAAAUGAGUGUGAGAUUGUUAUCUAUCAUGCUGCAUUAAGUUAUUAUAAUAGAUAUUAUAAUUGAUGCGUAAUAGACUCAGGUAUUGGCUUUCAAAUGAGUUCUGGCACGUAUUAUUAACACCGAAUUCGGUUCCUGGCAAGACGUGCUAAUUUCUAUUGGGUUUGUCGCACUUUUGUGUUUUCUGUGUAGGGUCUUUUAGAAAUUAGAAGAAAAUAAUCAAUGGAGGCUUAAAUUGCAUGUAAGGUCGCUUACCAAAGCAAGCAAAAAGUGCAUGGCUUCAAAGGUCUGCUACUUAGCAUCCUCAGGCCCAGACUGCUUGCCAUCCAAUCUGCUUUCUCGAAAUAACUAAUUUCUUUCAACAACCACACAGAUCUCGACAUUGGCUAGACGACUUUUAUAAAUUUGGAGAUAAUUUUUUUAUUCGGCCAUUUUGUUGAAAGUCCCAAUAGACGACUGAAUACGAAUUUCCCUGAACAAGGGUCCUGUUUCAGAUGACGAUCACUUUUUUUUCCUUAUGCUAAUUAUUUUGAUAUGCACCUCUUAAUAGUUUAUAAUUUUUCUGCCAUCAAACUGCUUCACGUUUUACAGGCUGUAUGCUGUUUCAUUUGGUUUUCUUGAGAAAAUUGGAUAGCUCUUUUGCAAAUAUAAUAAACAAAAUAUAGACAUAGUAUGAUAAAUAAAUAAUACAUUUAUGAUGAAGUGAAUUAAACUGAUAUGAUGCCAUUAUGUCAUUGUGCUGAAAUCUGUAUAAAUAUUUAAUUACAUAUAUUAAAAUGCAUUUGCUAACCUA